This is a messenger RNA of Ruditapes philippinarum (Manila clam), 561 nucleotides long. RefSeq names its product thioredoxin domain-containing protein 2-like. The transcript has 2 exons. The record is from RefSeq and is a predicted model, not a curated record. The coding region runs from base 1 to 561 and encodes 186 amino acids. NCBI's taxonomy places the organism in Eukaryota, Metazoa, Mollusca, Bivalvia, Venerida, Veneridae.
AUGGGUAUACUCAUGAUGACCGGAAUGAAAAAAACUCAACAGAUAUAUGUUGUACGGUGUUCCCGACAAGAGGAUCAAGCAAAGACACGACGUGAUGAUGCGCAAAGGCGACAAGAGGAUCAAGCAAAGACACGACGUGAUGAUGCGCCAAGGCGACAAGAGGAUCAAGCAAAGACACGACGUGAUGAUGCGCCAAGGCGACAAGAGGAUCAAGCAAAGACACGAUGUGAUGGUGCGCCAAGGCGACAAGAGGAUCAAGCAAAGACACGACGUGAUGAUGCGCCAAGGCGACAAGAGGAUCAAGCAAAGACACGACGUGAUGAUGCGCCAAGGCGACAAGAGGAUAAAGCAAAGACACGACGUGAUGAUGCGCCAAAGCGACAAGAGGAUCAAGCAAAGACACGACGUGAUGAUGCGCCAAGGCGACAAGAGGAUCAAGUAAAGACAAGACGUGAUGAUGCGCCAAGGCGACAAGAGGAUCAAGUAAAGACACGACGUGAUGAUGCGCCAAGGCGACAAGAGGAUCAAGCAAAGACACGACGUGAUGAUGCGCCGAAGUAA